AUGAUUGCGGAGAAGGCCACAUUGGUCUCGGAGCGGGCGAAGGAGCUUAUUAGUGGCGGCGGCAGCAUGGUGUCGCGGGCCCGCUCACUCAUCUCCGGCGAUGCGCAGUUUUUCUCGGUGCAGCCGAAGGAAGAGGAUCUGCGCCAGCACCUUGAUUCCGACUCGCUGCAGGAGAAGCGAAGCGCGAUGAAGCGCAUCAUUGCGCAAAUGUGCAAGGGGAAUGACAUGUCAAACCUCUUCGCAGACGUGGUGAAGAACGUUCACACCCCGUCCAUUGAACUGCGGAAGCUGAUUUAUUUUUACAUCACACACUACUCGGAAGAGCGCCCCAACGAGGCUCUGCUUUCCAUUUCUGCCUUCCAAAAGGACCUGAUGGACCCGAGUCUGCACGUACGCUCCCUUGCACUGCGGAUGCUUAGCACGAUACGCAUCCCAGCCAUUCAGCCACUGGUGCUGUUGGCGGUAAAGAAGUCUGCCUCGGACUCGGAGCCACUGGUGCGGAAAACGGCGGCCAUUUCUCUCGCGCAGAUGCACGCCAUUGACGCCGAGGAUGAGAACCGUGAGACGGUAAUGAAACUUCUUCGGCAGUUGUUAGCGGAUAAGUGUACGGAGGUGGCCUCGGCAGCCGCGCUCUCUUUUCUUGAGAUCUGCCCCGAUGAGACGGGCCUCAUUCAUCCCAUCUACUGUGACCUCUGCCGCUCGCUCAUCGACUGUGAGGAGUGGGGACAAGUGGUUCUGCUGCACGUACUUUUGCGUUAUGCGCGAACGCAGUUUAUGGACCCUAACCGUCCCCACAAGCCGCACGUGGUGGAACAAGGAAAUGAGGCGACGAAGAACGCAGCCAAGGAUACUGCGGGUGAUGCGGAUGCGGAUGCGGAUGUGUCAUUAACCUCCUCGUCCUCCUCGUCCUCCUCGCUCACGUCUUCCACGGGAGCUUCCUCGGAAGCACUUGCCCCGAGAAACGGAGACGGCCUCGAGGGGGCUGGCGAUGGCCUCCUUGACUUUCAUCAUCGUCUGCUUCUCGAUUCCGUCAAGCCACUCUUUAUGAGCCUUAACAGCGCCGUCGUUGUGGCUGCCACUUCAUUGUUUUAUUACUGCGCUCCUAGGAACGAGUUGGGUGUCUGCGUUCAACCCCUAAUACGUCUACUCGGCGGCCCCGAGGAGCGACACGCGAUUAUUCUUAGUGCCAUCUAUACGAUUGUGCUGUCGCAGCCAGAGCCGUUUGUUGCGCACAUCAAAGAUUUUUAUCUUCUUCCCUGUGAUGUGAGGGAUGUUCGGGAGCUUAAAAUACGAAUUAUGUCGAAACUGGUCACUGCGGGCAAUUGCGUGGAACUUUUUCGCGAGUUCCGCGUGUAUCUUCGUAACUUCCAUGUGGAGACCGUUGUGGAUGCGGUGCGCGGGCUUGGACUCAUCGCAGGACGGCUGCCAAAGUGCGCCUCCCAGAUUAUGCGUCUCUUGGCUCCUCUCAUGUCCCACCCCAACACGGAGGUGGUGUCGGAGUCCAUUUCUGUGCUGCGCCUGCUCGUCGUUCAGGGAAGUGACGCGGCACGCACGUGCCAGUUAGUGUACCGACUGCUGCAGCAGGUAAUGGAGGACGAGAUCGCGGUGUCGUCCGCGAAGGCCAGUAUUCUUUGGCUUGUAGGGGAGAACAUUCGGCGUCACGCGGCAAUUGCCACGGCGGCGCCGGAGUGCUUCCGUGUGUUUGCGAAGCGCUUUGUACAGGAGAGUUUGGAAGUGAAGAAGCAGGUGUUAAUGCUUGGCUGCAAGAUUUGGCUCUACCUUGAUGGCAGCAGUUCGAUGGCAGAUCGUUUUCGCAAACUCUUUUUUUACGUCUUGGAGGUGGCCCACUUCGACGAGGACUAUGAAGUGCGGGACUGCUGCCGUCUCAUUCGCUGCACGCUGGACCGUCAGAGCGACACCUUUGCGGCGCUGAAGAGCGUGCUGCUGAGUGAAAAGCCGCUGCCGCAGACGAACGACCCCUACGUGGAGCGCACGCAGUACCAGCUCGGCACCAUGUCCCACCUCUUUGGCAACUCCUUCUUCGGCUACCGCGAACUGCCCCCGUGGUCUGAGGUGGCAACAGACCCGCUGCUGCGUGGCUCUCUCUCCGCUCACGACGACGACGACGACGACUCGUUGCGCGACUCGAGCUCCGAAUCCUCCUCGACGCUCUACAGCAGCGCCAACGAAACGAGUUCGUCCGCGGAGGACGACAGUGACGAUUGUUCGUCGCGGUCCGCAUUCUCCGCGGACGCCUACAGCGACAAGGAGGAAGAGACGGAAGAGGAUGCAGGUACGUCGCGGUCCUCAUCCCCGUCCUCCUCGGCGCCGGCGGCUGCCUGCGUGGCGGUGGCGGCGUCUGUGGCGACGGACCGCGUGCCUGUCGAAGUGGCGGACCAACGCGUUGCUCCCGCCGCAGCGGGUGUCCCGGUGGGUGUGUCUCUCCAUGACAACGCGAAUGCCACGGAGGCGGGUGAGCAGAAGCGCGAAGAAGAAACACCCGCAGUGGAAGCCUCACUGGCUACACCCGCAUGCGACCCCGCCGGCGCCGCUAGCGCGGCGGCGGGUGAAUGCCGUUCUUCACCAGCGCUGGAGCCAUCCGUGGAGGAGCCGUGA
This is a messenger RNA of Trypanosoma conorhini, 2616 nucleotides long. Its product is annotated as putative adaptin. Gene Ontology annotation, cellular component: AP-3 adaptor complex; membrane coat. The transcript has a single exon. The record is from RefSeq and is a predicted model, not a curated record. NCBI's taxonomy places the organism in Eukaryota, Euglenozoa, Kinetoplastea, Trypanosomatida, Trypanosomatidae. Gene Ontology annotation, biological process: vesicle-mediated transport; intracellular protein transport. The coding region runs from base 1 to 2616 and encodes 871 amino acids.